Messenger RNA from Nerophis lumbriciformis (worm pipefish), 1278 nucleotides. NCBI's taxonomy places the organism in Eukaryota, Metazoa, Chordata, Actinopteri, Syngnathiformes, Syngnathidae. The record is from RefSeq and is a predicted model, not a curated record.
AUGGCCAUGGGUGAGCUGUCGAAGAAAGCAUCCAACCGAAAUGUGGCGGUUGAGAGGAAGAACCUCAUCACGGUUUGUAGGUUUUCAGUGAAAACCCUCUUAGAAAAAUACACGGCCGAGCCCAUCGACGACUCAUCGGAGGAGUUUGUCAAUUUUGCCGCCAUCUUGGAACACAUUCUCAGCCACCGUUUUAAAGGUAACCUUACGCCAUGCAGUUCUGGUAGCUGGUUCGACGGCCAGAGGAGCUUCUGGGACUUCAUCCGUCUGGCGUGCGCUAAACUCCCCAACAGCUGCAUUAGCAGCAUCGAGUGCAUGGAGAACAUUAGCCCCUCGCGUGCUAAAGGCCGAGCCUGGAUACGAGUGGCUCUUAUGGAGAAAAGGCUAUCCGAAUACAUAGCGACUGCUCUGCGUGACACGAGAACGACGAGACGUUUCUAUGCAGAUGGCGCUAUCAUGCUAAGAGAGGAAGCUUCAGUGCUAACUGGGAUGCUCAUCGGCCUCGGAGCCAUUGAUUUUAGUUUCUGUCUUAAAGGGGAAGCAUUGGAUGGAAAAAUCCCUGCAGUUGUUGACUACACGCCAUAUUUGAAAUUCACACAAAGCUACGAAUACGUUAGCGACGACGACGACGAACGUCGGAGCGUGGACAGCGGCACGAGCGACGACAGCAUCCCCGAACAUCCUUACGUUCCGCUGGUCUCGGACGACGAGAGCUGGAGCGCAAAAUGCCGCAAAAUGGAGCAGAGGUUCAAAAUUGUUCACGCUCAGAAGGGUUACCUGGAAGAACUGGUGCGCCUGCGAGAGUCUCAGCUGAAAAACGUCGAAGUUGAAAAUAAGAAGCUGAAAGCCCGUUUGGAUGAACUGCAAGGCCAAAGUCAGCAGGAGAAGAAAGAGCUGGAGACCGUUGUUAUAGAGCUUCAGGAGCAAUUAACAAGUUUAAUCCCGUGCGAGAGCAGCCAUUUAGCCAAGAAUCUCACCAUCCCGCUAGUCAACCAAUGGCCUCUUCUGGACCCGUAUGACAACCAGAACCACGUCAAACUCUUCCGCAGGAGGAGCUUCCCUAGCACGGAGCUGCUGUCCGUGGAUUCGGACACGCUACGAUCAGAAGCGAAGCAAAACGGCGGCGCCUGGUGCACAGAAAAGGACUACACUCCUUCCCUGAUGGGACUUUGCGGUUCUUUGGGUUCCUUUCCAAGCUGCAAGUCUCUCUCAAGCCUCAAGUCUAGUGAGUGCCUGGUCAACAUCAGCACAGAGAACAGCCCCGCCCUCUCUCCCAGCUAA